AUGAAGUUAUCCGGUGUUUUCGACUCAGUGAAAACGAACGGCGAAGCGGCGACCCCCUCCAGUCCGGUCAAACCCGUCGCUCAAGCCGGUAUCUCUUUCGGCGAUGACAAUCCGAUGAAAUCAAAAGGCGCAACGGCUGGAUCGAAGAGUCCGAUCAAACCAAUCGGCAAAACCGGUGCCUCUUCUGGUCCCAACCUCGGCGUUAGGGGCAGAGCCUCUGUCUCGCCAGGCACUAAAGGCAAAGCUAUCGUCUCUGACAACGUAGGGGAGGUUAUUACCUUCAAAGACGUGACAUUCAGGCCCCAUGAAGACGAGGUGCGGUUUCGGUUGAUCCACUUUUGGGAGGCUUGGAACGUUCAGACGAAGGUGCUUAUCGGCCUCGAAAUGCUUCUCAUCGAUGAAGAGGAAAGUGUUAUCCAGGGCUUCAUCCCCUAUGGAAGGAUUGAGACCUAUUUGCCUCACCUGAAAGCUGGUUGUACUUAUCGACUCAACAAGUUUUUCGGAUCAAAGAGCAAGACUAUUUACCGGGUAGCUGAGCCAGAUGUCACUAUUAGCUUCUCAUGGAACUCUGCCCUCUCUGUUCUCGAGGACAGUUCGAUCCGUUUCCCUGAGGAUCGGUUCCGUAUCCAUGGAUUCAGAGAGUUCGAUGCUGCUUCCGACUUGAGAGGUGAUCUUUCUGACUAUAUUGGCCACAUCAAACUUGUGAAUGAGAAGGUUCCCAGUGACAGUCUCCUGCUUGAUGAAGCAGAGAUAGCUCCAUCCCGCCGAGUUGAGAUUCAUGUUCAAACACAUGACGAUCCUGUGAUGAAGUUGUAUCUCUGGGACAAGGCUGCCUUUGAGUUCUGUGAAAAGUUUAAAGCAUCUGGAGGCACUGCCCGUGUCAUCUUAGUCACCACCUUAAACCCGAAGCUGUUUGGAGGCGUCCUGUCUCUAUCUGCCAUGGCGUCCUCGCGGGUAUUUCUGGAUAGUGAUGUCCAAGAAAUACUCUUCUACCUCAGUUGGUUGAACUCGAACUUGGAUGUUGCCAGCAGAGUUAAUGCAGAGGUGGUCGUCAAGCCUGAGCCAGCGACUUUGGGAGAACUCUUCUCCUAUAUGAAUCAGGCAUCCUCUAAGGUUGCUUGGUUUGAGUGCACAGCAACUAUUGAUGAUGAUGUUGUGCACGGGCCUGGAUGGUAUUAUAUAGGCUGCGGUGUGUGCCAUACUAAGGCAACCAAAGGGCCCACAACGCUUAUGUGUAAGAAAUGUGGGAAGAGUGAAAUUGUUGGUGUAGCGCAGUACCUGACGAAGCUCUCUGUGUAUGACCAUAAUGAUCAAGCCGCCAAUGAUAGUGUUGGAGGGGAUCACAUAGUUCCAGUGCCUCAAGCUAUGAUUGAUACCAUUGGACAUACGCGGAAGUUUAUUGUGAAGGUAUCAAAUCACAAUCUGACUGCCAAGAUCCAGACUCUGCCUGUGACAAAGGUGCUCCCACCUGAUGCCCCAGAACCUGAAGGCAAUUUAGGAGAGAACGUUGGUGAGAAAGGUGAUACUGAGGGAGAGGAUAAUGCAGAUGAGUCGGUGAAAAGGGGUGCUGAUGUGAUCGAGUCUGAAGGUGUGAAGGGUGCCAAAUGUGGCUGA
Brassica napus (rape) is the source of this 1614-nucleotide messenger RNA. RefSeq lists its product as uncharacterized. Gene Ontology annotation, molecular function: DNA binding. NCBI's taxonomy places the organism in Eukaryota, Viridiplantae, Streptophyta, Magnoliopsida, Brassicales, Brassicaceae. The record is from RefSeq and is a predicted model, not a curated record. Gene Ontology annotation, biological process: DNA replication; DNA repair; DNA recombination. The coding region runs from base 1 to 1614 and encodes 537 amino acids. Gene Ontology annotation, cellular component: nucleus. The transcript has 9 exons.